Messenger RNA from Rotaria sp. Silwood1, 501 nucleotides. Lineage: Eukaryota; Metazoa; Rotifera; Eurotatoria; Philodinida; Philodinidae. The record is from the annotation of a GenBank genome assembly.
AUGGAACAAAGUAUUGAAUUACAACAUGAAAUUGAAACAUUUCGUUCUAAACUUGAUUAUAUUGUAACAUAUAUUAAUCAAAAAUUGGAUCAACAAAAAAUAACAACAACAACAUUAUCAUCUUUAUCUAUACAUCAAUUAGUAUUUGAAACUAUGCAACAAGAAGAAAAUGAUCUUUUAAAAUAUUUAAUGGAAAAAUCACAAAAUAUAUCAGAUAUUGAGCAAACAAAAUUAUUUUCUAUUAUUCAACAACGUUCACUUGAACGUGAAAUUGAUCUUGUUCGUCAAGAACUUGAAAUUACAGAGAAAAAAACUAUUCAAUUUGAACAAACAUUUGAUAAUUCAGAUGAAGGAAUUAAAGGUCAUAUGGAAAAUCUUAAAUUAAAAUGUGAUGUAUUACAUAAACAUAUUCUAACAUGUAGUCAACGAUUAGAUGAUAUUAAUAAACAAAAUCUUAUGAAAUUAACAAAUGAAAAUCAAAUAUUGACAUAUGAUGAAUAA